UCACAGCGAAGGGGUCCAUUAUUGAUGACGUCUGUGGUGAUUUGGAAGAUGUUUAAGCCGAAAGUUGAAAACCAUUGUAUUGUUGUUUAAUAUUAACAUUUGUUUACAAAUGCGAAGUGCGUACUACAAGCCCCAAAAUGGUACAAACUACACAUAUACCAAAUUGAAAGCAUCAGGUCUGACUAAAGCAGACUCCUCAAGCUCAGCCAUGCCUCAAAAACUCCAAAAGAGUGCCCAGACAUCUCACUACAUUGAGCUGGGAGGUUAUCAGUAUUGGCCUGUGCUGGUGCCUCGAGGUAUCAGGCUAUACACCUAUGAACAGAUCCCAGUGUUCCUGAGGGAGAACCCUUACAUCACUGAUGGAUACAGAGCGUACCUUCCCUCCAGACUGUGCAUCAAAAGCCUCUUCAUUCUGUCCAAUGAGACAGUGAAUAUUUGGAGCCAUCUGUUGGGCUUCCUGCUCUUCUUCUGUGUCGGGGUGUACAACAUGGCCUCGGUCCUGCCGGCCAUCGGCGCCUCCAGAGAGGACUACGUCAUCUACUCCAUCGGACUCUUCUGCUUCCAGCUGUGUAUGCUGUGUUCCGUGGGUUAUCACCUUUUCUGCUGCCACCGCUCAGAGAAAACCAGCCGCCGCUGGAUGGCGCUGGACUAUGCAGGGGUUUCCAUCGGCAUCUUGGGCUGCUACGUUCCUGGAGUCUUCUACACCUUCUACUGCAAUAACUACUGGCGGCAGGUGUACCUGGUGACGGUCCUGGCCAUGAUCCUGGCUGUCUUCUUCGCGCAGAUCCACCCUCAUUACCUCAGCAAGCAGUGGAAGCAACUACGCUCACUCAUCUUCUGCUCGGUGGCUGGAUACGGGCUCAUCCCCACUGUCCACUGGAUCUGCAUCACCGGAGGCUUCUCGUCAGAGCUCGUCCAGGCUUUUGUUCCUCGAGUCCUGGGGAUGUACCUCAUUGCUGCUUUGGCUCUCAUUUUCCACGUUUCCAAAGUUCCUGAACGCUACUUCCCAGGUCAGCUGAACUACAUGGGCUCCAGUCACCAGGUGUGGCACCUGCUGCUGGUGCUGAUGUUUUACUGGUGGCACCAGUCGUCAGGCUUCAUCAUGGCCUACAGACAUAGCCAGCCCUGCCCUGACGCCCCCCAGCACGUCUAGGACGCUGCUCUGCACGCUGGGGUCCCCCACUCCGUUAAACUGUGGCUGAAUGACUGCAGCGUAUUCCAGCAUGCACAGGUGGAAAGCAGGGAGACACAAUGGACAAGCCUUCAGUCCAUCUCAGCGUCACCACAGACAGACACAUUCGUGCCUACAAGUGUCUUCAGUCCAACUUACCUGUGAGUCUGUCUAAACAGAAUCGACCUGCGAUCUCCAGUAUGUGAGGCGACACGUAUCGAGUUUAAAUUCUUAAGAUGAAACAGGACCUCUUGACUGUUGGAAGGCAGCCACUCACAGUGGAUUUUUUACCACAUUUUCAAACUAUAAAAUUUGCAGUAUUUAAAGGCAACUGUACUGCAUUCAGAUUUAAAUAACUCUAAAAACAGCUUUUAUCACAGAUGUAGCAAAAUAGCAAACCCAUCUCAUCAAGGUUGGCAAGUUUAGACAAGUAGUCCUUGUUUAUAAGAGACUGUGCAUUUUUGUGCCUGUUAAUGAAAUAUCCUGUGGCUCUGUAGUAAAGGUUGGUGACAUGUGGUUACUCUAAAUACAGGUACCACAUAGAACUCGUGAACUGCAGAUAUGGUAGUACCUGAUGCUCUGGCGAUAAAUGUUUUCCAUGUGUGUGUCAGGCUGAACUGCGUCUUUGUAGAAAACUUAUCGCAUCACUGCACUCAACAAUCGAUUUCUUCUACAUGUGGAAAUUUUUAAAUGUUGAUUACUGUCAAGUUAAAAUUAAACUGAAAUUGGGACAUUUUUGUUUUCACUAAUUCAAACAUUGAAAUAAAAUUUUAAAACCUGUACCGUUGGUAUUCAUUGCAGUUCAUGUUGCAGCUGCAGCUUUGACUAUACUACUGUGCUUUUUCUCUCGUGGUUAAAAGGGAGCUACAUUUAACUGCCUGAACUGCUGAGAGGGUCUUUCACUGUGAGUAAACUCUGUGUUUUAGGAUACAAUAACCCACAGUACUUUUUCUCCAACUCGUUUAGGGUGAUGUGCAAUGUUAUAAAUAUGUUCAUUCCAAAAUGCAACAUAUCUGUGUUGGAAAGGAAUCUCAACUGCUCUGCUCAAAAAAUACCCCCCCUCCACCACCACCAAAAAAUAAAAAAAAAGA
Scatophagus argus is the source of this 2262-nucleotide messenger RNA. It is a transcript of the gene paqr3a, whose product is annotated as progestin and adipoQ receptor family member IIIa. The record is from RefSeq and is a predicted model, not a curated record. The transcript has 8 exons. NCBI's taxonomy places the organism in Eukaryota, Metazoa, Chordata, Actinopteri, Scatophagidae. Bases 110 to 1153 code for a protein of 347 amino acids. Gene Ontology annotation, cellular component: membrane. Gene Ontology annotation, molecular function: signaling receptor activity.